AAAUGGCCGGCCUCUAAGUAUCACCUCACCUAUGCCUUUCUUCAAGGCACCCCAGCUGAGGCCACGGGACCAGUUGCACGUGCUUUUCAGACAUGGGCCGCCAACACACACUUCACCUUCAGCCAGAGCAAUCAGAACCCCGAUCUGACAGUGAGUUUUCACAGGGGUAAUCAUGGAGACGGAUCUCCCUUUGACGGGCCAGGAGGGACCAUAGCCCAUGCAUUUGCUCCAACAAACGGGAGAUUUCACUACGACGCUGAUGAGCGGUUUUCUGUGGGCGCCGUGAGUGGUGCUUAUGACUUGGAGACUGUGGCUUUGCAUGAAAUAGGGCACCUUCUUGGGCUUGGGCACAGCUCUGUUCUGGGAGCUAUUAUGUACCCGACUAUAAGCCCUGGA
Messenger RNA from Prunus mume (Japanese apricot), 396 nucleotides. The record is from RefSeq and is a predicted model, not a curated record. Lineage: Eukaryota; Viridiplantae; Streptophyta; Magnoliopsida; Rosales; Rosaceae.